Molecule: messenger RNA, 980 nt
Organism: Ilyonectria robusta
Lineage: Eukaryota; Fungi; Ascomycota; Sordariomycetes; Hypocreales; Nectriaceae
Exons: 2
Coding region: 210-980 (256 amino acids)
Source: RefSeq, a predicted model, not a curated record
AAACACACCAGCCGGGAAGAGGGCAAGUGCGAGCAGCUGAUCUGCCAGAUCCCCCGAUCCCCCACCUUUUGUCAGAAAGCUACCAAGUACGCUCCCAGAAAGCUACGCUCCAGAGGAACGCGUUGCGAUCAGUAGGUGCCUAGCCAGAAUUUUCAUCACACGCAUCACGAGUCUUUGAGAACAUUCUACGCCAGCAACAUAGGCUCAUCAUGGAUUCCGAAAUUGGGAGCACUCAGAUCUCGAACGCGACCUCCCCCCCCGGAAGCGCCUCUUUCCCUUCACCAACCCCUGACCAUCAUCCCGUGCCAAAGGCGUCACUGCCAGCGACCUCGGGCACGGUUAGCUUUGUUAGCUUGCCCAAAAAGAUUCGCCAGGACAUCUACAAACGAGUCCUCUUGAUGAGGCACUCCAUCUUUCUCUUUCAAGACAGGGGAUCUCGAGUUGAGACGUUUGCACCCGACAAACCUCGCCGAUGGCUUGCAUUACUGCAUGUCAACCGACAGGUAUCCGACGAGGCAAGGGCAGUGCUGUAUGACAUACACCGUUUCGUUUUGCUGGAUACGACGCAGCAACAACUUGGACUCCUACGGUCCUUCCUAACUGGCAUCGGAUCUGUGAAUGCAGGUUUCGUGUCCCACCUCUGUAUCAACUUCCCAGUCGCAGAGAGGAUGGAAGAUCGACCCAGGGAGGUCAAGAUUAGGGAAGAUGGCUUGCAGAGUUUGAGACUUCUGCAAGAAAAGUGCACCAACCUAACGACGCUGGAAACUUGGAUUCACAGCGAGAAUUCCAGGUUUUUGACCGAGACAGACGAGGACGGCUCACGGUUGGUCCAAGAGGCAUUGCCGCAAAUUGAUGCGCAGCUAAAAGUUAUUUUUUCACUGAACAAGAUCAUCGUCAGAGUCCAUGUUCAAAGCCUACCCCCUUUGGUAAUGGAGUUAAUGCGAGGACUGGGAUGGAUUGUCGUGUUCGGCGACCGGUGA